AUGUCGUAUCAAAGAGAAUACCCUUUUCCAUCGAACCAAGAUGAUUAUUUUGAUAAUUUACCAUCAUAUAAGUCUAACAAUUCAUUUGACAUUGAGGAAUGUAUAGGUUCUUCUCAAGAUACAAUUGCAUCCGAAGAAUUUUUUGCCCCUCUAACAAAUGAAGAAGUAAAUGAUACUAUCCAAAGCAAUGUUAACGUUAAUGAAAUUGGACAAAAAUUAAAUAGCAAAUCGGAAACAAGUAUUAAUAAUGUUAAAGACCAAAAUU
Molecule: messenger RNA, 265 nt
Organism: Racocetra fulgida
Lineage: Eukaryota; Fungi; Glomeromycota; Glomeromycetes; Diversisporales; Gigasporaceae
Source: the annotation of a GenBank genome assembly